UCAUCAGCCAUGAAGCUAAUAUGGACAAAGAAGACAAGGACGGCUACUCUGCAAUAUGCAGCGCUGUAAGGAAUGGUCAUCUUGAUAUAGUACGAUACUUUAUCAGUCAGGGGGCAAAAGUGAAUCAGGGCAAUACUAAAGGCUGGACUCCUUUAUACAUUGCAGCAAGGUACGGUAAACUUGAUAUAGUGAAAUAUCUCGUCAGCCAAGGAGCUGAGGUCAAUAAGGGAAAUAACAUGGGUAGGACUGCAUUAUACAGUGCUGCUCAGAAGGGUCAUCUUGAUGUCAUGAAAUAUCUCAUCAGCCAUGAAGCUAAUAUGGACAAAGAAGACAAGGACGGCUACUCUGCAAUAUGCAGCGCUGUAAGGAAUGGUCAUCUUGAUAUAGUACGAUACUUUAUCAGUCAGGGGGCAAAAGUGAAUCAGGGCAAUACUAAAGGAUGGACUCCUUUAUACAUUGCAGCAAGGUACGGUAAACUUGAUGUAGUGAAAUAUCUCAUCAGCCGAGGAGCUGGGGUGAAUAGGGGAGAUAAUGACGGCUGGACUGCAUUUCACGUUGCUGCUCAGGAGGCUGAGGUCAAUAUGGGAGACAAUUUCGGUUGGACUGCAUUAAGCCUUGCUGCUUACGAGGGUCAUCCUGAUGUCACCAAAUAUCUCAUUAGCCAUGGUGCUGAGGUGAAUAAGGGAAAUAUUGUGGGUACGACUGCAUUUCACAAUGCUACCAACAAUGGUCAUCUUGACGUCACGAAAUACCUCAUCAGUCAAGGAGCUGAGGUGAAUAAGGGAGAACAUGACGAAACAACAAACGUGGCGAUGAAAACAGCAGCAGAAGCAGCAUUCUGUGACAUGGAUGCACCAUCACAAUCAGCAGGGGUGUCAACGCUAUCAGGUCCAGAUGAACAGAAAGUGACAGAUAAGAAUAUCCUGAAACUAGCAAGGCUUCUACCACCUAAUCAGUGGAGCCCUCUUUACGUUGCUCUUGGCAUCGAUUACAGCACCGCUGAAGGUAUCAGACAUGAUUAUAGACAGAUAACUGAGCAGUACAUACACCUCCUUCAAAAAUGGAAAGCUGCAUCAACUCGGACCAGAAAGGAUUUAAAUGCAAUCCUCAUCCAGGUAGACGCAGGAGGACUUGUAGACAAGUACGUGGAUUAG
This is a messenger RNA of Strongylocentrotus purpuratus (purple sea urchin), 1154 nucleotides long. RefSeq names its product ankyrin repeat domain-containing protein 50-like. The record is from RefSeq and is a predicted model, not a curated record. The transcript is spliced from 4 exons. Gene Ontology annotation, molecular function: protein binding. Lineage: Eukaryota; Metazoa; Echinodermata; Echinoidea; Camarodonta; Strongylocentrotidae. Gene Ontology annotation, biological process: signal transduction. The coding region runs from base 21 to 1154 and encodes 377 amino acids.